UUGUGACAUAACCCGUCGCGGUUUGUUUACUUCUUUCACUAGCUGCGGAAACAAAUACUAUGUGGGGAGCGGUAUUAUCCCGGCUACGGUCUGCUUGCGCCGUGUCCCUCACACGUUGUUCCUCAGAGGUGACGGGCAAUCUCCGACCUACAACGAGCGGAGUUUCAUAUUUCCACUCGUUGUCGCAUCCGGCCAAAGCUUCCCCGCUCGCCAAUCAAUGCUCCCUGCAAGCCUUGUCCAGUUCACAUUUGCUUCAGGCACGGCUGGUGCCCCUACUGAACUUAGUCAGUGGUUUUAAAGUAAAGGGUCGACUGAAGCGGCGCUGCAAGGAUUGCUACUUCGUGAUGCGCCAAGAGCGGCUGUACGUUAUUUGUAAAACGCAUCCGCGACACAAGCAGAUGUCGAUGAAAAAGCACGAUCGCAACACGUGGAUACUGACCGAUGCUACUCAGGGCAAAGUUAGAGCUUGGUAAGCUUGUGAAUUUAGGCAAUAAAAACUACUAGUACAGAAUGUAUUGAAUGACAAACAAAAUAAACGAUCACCGAAAUGCCGCAA
Messenger RNA from Anopheles funestus (African malaria mosquito), 556 nucleotides. It is a transcript of the gene mRpL36, whose product is annotated as 39S ribosomal protein L36, mitochondrial. Gene Ontology annotation, cellular component: ribosome; mitochondrial large ribosomal subunit. Bases 60 to 473 code for a protein of 137 amino acids. The record is from RefSeq and is a predicted model, not a curated record. The transcript is spliced from 2 exons. Gene Ontology annotation, biological process: ribosome biogenesis; translation. Gene Ontology annotation, molecular function: structural constituent of ribosome. NCBI's taxonomy places the organism in Eukaryota, Metazoa, Arthropoda, Insecta, Diptera, Culicidae.